Messenger RNA from Cryptotermes secundus, 3962 nucleotides. RefSeq names its product protein IWS1 homolog. NCBI's taxonomy places the organism in Eukaryota, Metazoa, Arthropoda, Insecta, Blattodea, Kalotermitidae. Bases 408 to 3080 code for a protein of 890 amino acids. The record is from RefSeq and is a predicted model, not a curated record. The transcript has 8 exons.
CUAGUUUCCCAUUUUGGAGUUUUGGAGUUGUUCUUGGUAAUGACCGUUUCUUCGGCUGGCUUGUUGCAUUCAUUUACACACAGCCACUCGUCAUACGCUUCAUACCUAGUGUCUUUUAAACGCUAAAACAACCUGCUGUCCUCGUGUAAAACAGCCUUCAUUUCGAGAUUUAAGCAUGCACAGACUGAUGUUCGCCUACGCACAAGACCAAACAAGGCGUGUGUAAGUGUAAUGAACUGCGUAACGAGUAGGAAAGUGCGGAGUACGGAGGUUAUAGAGUGUACUUGUAUGACUUCAAACACUUCGAGUUUGAUGGAUGAGGUUCGGACAGAAGUGGCUUUAGUACGUGUUAUUUUCGGUAGGUUCGAAUGAAGAUGUGUUUGUAAUAUCGAGUGAGCGCUAAAGGGAUGGCUCGCAGUAAACAGGAGGCUUUACUUCUUGAAGAACGUAUAGAGAAAAUUCGUAAGAAAAAUGAAGAAAUAAAAAGGCGGCAUUUGGAGGUGGAAGCAGACAAACAAAAUGCAGCAAAGCUAAAUGCCUUGGUCCAGGUAACGAGUCCAACUGUGGACUGGCCUAUUGGAGGGAGAUCACCACCCCAUAGCCAUGGAACAAGCAGGGCUGUACAUUCAGAGCAAAGGGGGCCACAGCAGAAUACUGGCAGUAAAAGUGGCUCUGCAGAGUGCUGUACUUCUGGAGAGCAGAGAGAUGGCCCCCCUCGAGAUUCCACUUCCAAGUUCCUAGUAGACAAAGAGCAGGAGUACGAUAGGAGACAUUCUCAACAGCAGCCACAGCGGAGGGGAAGGAGUGGUGGAUGGAACAGAGGGGCCUUUACUCGAGAUAGGGGUAAAAGGAGUUCCCCUCAGCAAGGUCGAGGGAGAGAUGUCCAUCUACCAGAGUAUGAGGCAUGGAGAGCUGAGAGAAAUCGCAUUGAUAGCGACCGAAUCAGUCGUCAGAGAACUUCAGAGGGCCAUUGGCGUCGGGAAUGGGACAAUGAAAAGAUAACACAGGAGGAGGAAGAUGUGAGAGGAACAGCUAAAAUGUCAAGGAGUGGUGGAUUUCACAGAAGUAAUACUGUCUCUCAUCCUUACGAUGAUCAUAAAGUGCAGAUAAUUCAAGACCGCGUGAGGCCUGGAGAAAACUCAUCAUCUAGACUCUCCCGGGUAUCAGAGAGGGGUGGAAGAGGUCAUGGCAUGUCACAGGAGAACAGAGGCAACCUUCGGGGAAAGCGAUACAUCCGAGCCCAGACCAGUCCAAUUCAAGAUAUCAGAGAAGAAAAUGCUGUUGCUGCCCACAGCGAACGCACUGUGAUUAGCACUGGAGAGUCAAUAAAGAUAUCUGUUGCUAAUAGUUCUCCUGCACCUCCUGUCAGGAGCGUCAGAGUUAAUGCCCCGCUAGUUGCUGGCACAGGCCGAGUGGGACCACGGCAGAAUCUGUGCAUCAGUUACAGCAGCCAAUCAGAGGAUGAAGUCCCUCCUCGCAGAGUAGAGCUGCGGCCGUGUAGAACUCCUUCCAGUCAUAGUAAAGCACCUCCUGAUGCCGGCAUUAGUAACCGUGCUGGUGCUGCUGCUUUAUCAAAGCCACCAUUGCCUCCUGCAGAAAUGAAACAGGAUCCCAAACCAAAAAGAGAGCGCCCUAAGAGAGUAGAACAUGGCACCAAGCUGAGAAAACAGAGAGAAAAAGAAGAGAUUAAUACUACAGAAGUAUCUAAACGUGUGGACAAGAAGGAGGAAGAAGAAGAAGAAACUGUGACAGCAGUGGAAAACUGCCAGAGGGAAAUUGAAUUGGGAGGUGAUGAUUCAUGGGAAGAUGUCACUACAAGUGGAAAUGAUAGUGCAUGUGAAGAAUUAUCACCACACAGUAAUAUUGACUCCACAGUGGAUGCCAAGUCAGCAGAAUUGAAUUCAGGCAUGCUUCUGAACACAGAAGUGGAGCCAGAGAUGGUUCGAAACACACAAGUGAAAUCAGAGAUGACUCAGAACACAGAAGUGAAUUCAGAGCUGCUUCAGAAUACAGAAAUGAACUCAGAGAUGGUUCAGAAAACAGAAGUGAAGUCAGAAAUGUUUCAGAGCACAGAAGAGGAGCCAGUUAUGAUUCAGAAGUCACAGUUGCUUCAGAACAUGGAAGCAAAAUGUUCGAUUCUUCAAAACACAGAAGUGAAGACAGGGAAUCUUCAGAAUACAGAAGUGAAGUCUGGAAUGGAUCAGGACAUAGAAACAAACCGAAGUAUGAUUCAGGACACAGAAGUGAAGUCUGGAAUAGAAGCAAAUCCAGAUGUGAUUCAGAACACAGAAGAGAAGCCACGGAAUCUUCACAAUACAGAAGUGAAGUCUGGAAUGGAUCAGGACAUAGGAGCAAAUCCAGGUAUGAUUCAGAACAUAGAAGUGAAGUCAGGGAAUCUUCACAAUACAGAAGUGAAGUCUGGAAUGGGUCAGGACAUAGGAGCAAAUCCAGGUAUGAUUCAGAACAUAGAAGUGAAGUCAGGGAAUCUUCACAAUACAGAAGUGAAGUCUGGAAUGGGUCAGGACAUAGGAGCAAAUCCAGGUAUGAUUCAGAACAUAGAAGUGAAGUCAGGGAAUCUUCACAAUACAGAAGUGAAGUCAGGGACACUUAGGCACAAAGAAGAAAAGAUGGGGAUGCUUCAGGCAGAUGGAAGUCAUUUAAAUAGUGAAUCAGAUAAUUGCAUAGGAGUCUCAAAAGUUACUACAAACAGCAAAGUGCGUGGUACGAUAAUGCAGGAAGUUGCACAGGAGACUCUUAUGUCUGAAAGAAGUACAGAUUUUAGUGAAAUCAAAGAUGUUUCAGAAAUUUACCUUGAUAAAACUCAUUCAGAUAUAUUAGUUAAAACUAAGGAAGGAACUAUGAAUGAAACUACAGAACUAAAAGAGAAAGAAAGUGUACAACUUGUAACACACACAGAAAAGGGGCUGGAAGGAGAAAUUGAAACAGGAUCUUGGAAUGGAUGUGAACAUAAUGAGGGCCAAGGGAAAGUGGAUGUUAUUAAGACCACUGGAAGUGGAUCAUUGUCAGAUAGUGUAGCAGCAGCUAUUGUGCCUGAGGAAAAGCAGGAAUCUAAUAUAUAAAUGGAGGUAAGAAUGGCGUGUUUGUGACAUCUGGCCACCAGACUGCUCUACCCACCUGUUCGUCCUCAUGAGUUCACAUAAAAAUAUAACUGUAAGGUAUGUCCCAUCUGAACUGGUAGUGCAGUUUUCCUUGCAGGCAUUAAAUAUUUGCCGGUUUUAAGGAGGCCUGAUGAUGGUACAUUAUAUGUAAUAUUACUGGGAAUUUGGCCUUCCUCUGUUGUUCUGUAUUCUGAAAACAGAAUGUAAUGUUUUCAAAACUGGAUAUAUUUCUGUUUUCAGGUGAUAAGGUCAGGCAGCAUUUACUCAGUUGAGUCUGCUAGAAAGAACUGAUCGCUUCAUGAGUGAUGGUGAUCAGUAUAUUGGCCCAUUGAAUCCCCCCCUCCCUCCUUGAAUGAACUUAUCAUGUCUGGGCUCUUCAGUAGCAAACAAAGUGGAUGAGAAACAACUGCUUGUCUGCAAUGUUAUCACAAUGUGGUGCCUCUUCUAAGAAAUAUAUUGAACCACAUAAAAGGAGUUUGAUACCAUCUUAAUAAAAUUCAACCAUAAAUACAUGAAUCUUCUAAAAUAGUGGUGUUCCAAAUUUUGAUGGCCAUCUAUAUUUUGUGAAGUCUUACUUCAGUUGAUAUUUUGAUAGAUCUAAUUUUGUUGAUAUUUAUGACUGAUGUCUCAAGUGUAUAUUGAGAAAUCUGCUUUGGAACUGGAGAUAUCUGUUUUGAGUGAUAUUUUGAGAAAUGAAAUCUGUUUGAUUUGAUAUUUUGAGGAAUUCUCUUUUUUUAUUUGAAAGUGUUUAAAAUCAUAUUUUGAGAAGUCUGUUUCAUAAUUUAUUAUUGUAAUGGCGACCUUUGACACCAAAAUUAAAAUCUGUUUCUGUUAAUAUCUGGA